This is a messenger RNA of Olea europaea var. sylvestris, 823 nucleotides long. RefSeq names its product putative phosphatidylglycerol/phosphatidylinositol transfer protein DDB_G0282179. Gene Ontology annotation, biological process: intracellular sterol transport. The transcript is spliced from 4 exons. Bases 97 to 579 code for a protein of 160 amino acids. The record is from RefSeq and is a predicted model, not a curated record. Lineage: Eukaryota; Viridiplantae; Streptophyta; Magnoliopsida; Lamiales; Oleaceae. Gene Ontology annotation, molecular function: sterol binding.
AUUUUUUCUGUAUCCAGAUACAGAUCACCUAACAAAUAAUAUUAAUCCUGCAAUUACAAGAAAAAUUUCUCAUCUGUGUCUCGAAUUUAUCGAAGUAUGACAAUGGUUCAGUUCAGUCCUCUGCUUGCCCUAAUCUUCUUCUCAUCUUUUUUGAUUAUUAUACCUUUUACUUUUGCCAAAUCCGCUGACGUUCACUACUGCAAUAAGAAAGCCAACUAUCCUGUUAAGGUUAGUGGACUUGAAAUAAAUCCUUAUCCAAUCUCCAGAGGCAAAAACACCACCUUCAGCAUUGCUGCAUCUACAGAGGAACCAAUCUCUGGUGGGAAGCUGACUGUUGAUGUUACCUACUUUAUAUUUCACGUCUACAGUGAGGACCACAAUCUUUGCUCGGAGACAUCCUGCCCGGUUUCUGAAGGGGAAUUUGUGGUUUCUCAUUCCCAAGUGUUGCCUGGAAUUACACCUCCUGGUUCAUACACACUUAAAAUGACGAUGGUGGACGCAAACAAGAAGCAAUUGACUUGCAUUACUUUUGACUUCAGCAUCGGAUUUGUAGCACCAGAAAGCUUAGCUGAUGCCUGAUAUUCAAGUGCUCGAGGAUUUGCUCAUCUUUAUGGCCAUUCCAAUCUUUACAUACGUAUAGAGAAAGUUUGUACUUUGAAUGUUCUUUAUCUCGUAUAUCUUUCUAUUUCACUGGUUUUACGCAAUGUCUGAUGAGAUUUAAGACUCGUGUACCUCUUAUUACUUUAAACUUUUGAGGUUGUCAUUAUAUUUUCUUCGCACCAAGUUCAUUCACAGUCCGGUUGUGCAGCCCUCUUAUUCUCAA